Messenger RNA from Daldinia loculata, 1240 nucleotides. RefSeq lists its product as uncharacterized. Bases 130 to 1065 code for a protein of 311 amino acids. Gene Ontology annotation, molecular function: RNA binding. The transcript is spliced from 5 exons. NCBI's taxonomy places the organism in Eukaryota, Fungi, Ascomycota, Sordariomycetes, Xylariales, Hypoxylaceae. Gene Ontology annotation, biological process: tRNA modification. The record is from RefSeq and is a predicted model, not a curated record.
GUACCUCUUGCCUCUGCAAUUAAAUCACAAUUAUAACACCACGAACCAAACUCCAAUUCAUAAUACAGCUAGCGUCAAAUCAGCAAGAAUUACCUUCCUCAAUCCUAAUUCAAUACCGUCAUCCGAGCCAUGGAUUCUUCUGAGAAGAGAAAACAGCCUCCCUCUAAUGGGUCCGACGGUCGUCCCGUUAAAAAAAGCAAAGGAGGUAGCAAUGGUAGAUGGCAGACACCUCAUCAGAAGGCCAAACUCGAGGCCAUAAAAGGCAGAAGUCUAGAAGUGGGUGACAUGGGCAUCUGGACCACAUGUGUUAAAGGCAAGGAGCGACAGGCCUUAGGAGAAAUGAUGGAUCUUUGCGAAGAGUACGGAGAGAAGCUUUACGACAUCAAACGGCAAGAACCCGCCGAAGCCCAGGAUGACGAGGAUGAUGAUGAUAUCGAAUCAUCCAUCAAGAAGGAAAUCCAAGAGAUGAAACCUGCGAGCAAAUCGAAGGACUCGGUAUUCGAGCCCAUGCGCAUGAAUCUCGAUUGUUUGCUUUUCAUACGGACGAAGCCGCCUGUCGACCCCGUCGCGCUCGUUCAGCAGAUCUGCAAGGAUGCAAAGGAGAUUACCGAGAAGUCUCAGCGGCGAACGAGAUUCAUCAACCGGUUUACCCCCGUCGCGCUGACUGCGAAAGCUACCGAGGCUGGCGUUGAGGAGGUUGCCAAGAAUGUCCUAGCUAAGCACUUCCAGCUUGCAGGCGAGGACGAGCAGGAGGAGGUCCCUAAGGGGGAUGCUUAUUCGUACGCCAUUCGGCCUAGCUUCCGCGCCCACAACACUCUCAAGCGCGACGAUGUGAUCAAGAAAGUCGCAUCGCUCAUCGCGCCGCGCCACAAGGUCAACCUCUCAUCCCCGGACAAGGUCAUUCUUAUCGACAUUUACCAGACAUUCUGCGGCAUGAGCGUCGUCGACGGAGACUGGGAGUCUCUGAAGCGAUAUAAUCUCCACGAGAUAUACCUGUCGGCGCUGGGGCCCGACGAGAAGAAGAAGCGGGAGAAUGUUGUACAGACGGAAGAAUCUAAGGAUUAGAGUUGGCCCCCGCGCAAAAUGUCUUCGGGUGUAUAUAAUCGUGUGGUGUUGCCGAAGUUUGCGCGCCGCGCGAGAGCCAAGUUAUAGCUCUGUGUGUAUGCUAUCAUUCGUGUACUAUCUAGAGACAUACUAAGAUGCUUACAACAAUGAGAAAAAGAAAAGUACCUAACAUAAA